Molecule: messenger RNA, 1226 nt
Organism: Chelonia mydas (Green sea turtle)
Lineage: Eukaryota; Metazoa; Chordata; Testudines; Cheloniidae
Gene: CEP20
Product: centrosomal protein 20
Exons: 5
Coding region: 16-825 (269 amino acids)
Biological process (GO): cilium assembly; microtubule anchoring
Cellular component (GO): centrosome; motile cilium; ciliary basal body
Molecular function (GO): protein binding
Source: RefSeq, a predicted model, not a curated record
UGACAAACUCAUAUAAUGCAGCCAAAACUUGGGGAUUUAUGCGAAGGGCUUCCUUCCCUUCCCCACUCACCCACCCACCCACAAACACACAGAGCUAAAUCCACCGCAACAAACACUCCUCCCAGUUGCCCAAACUCAAGGCCAGAAACCAGCUCCACCCCAGGCUCAGUGGACGAUAUCUCUCCGUCCCGCCCCAGAGAGCCACUUUCUCCCAUUCAAAACCCCCCACGCUUCGGAACGCUCCAGCUGCCACGCACCCUGAGUGGCUCAGGGCGCAGCGAUGGAACGUUGAGACAAGCGCCAUUUUCGCUCCGCCUCCCCGUUGCCGUACUAAAGGACACGUUGGAAAAGAGAGGUGCACUGGGACAAAUAAAAGCAAGAAUCAGAGCUGAAGUUUUUAAUGCGUUGGAUGACCAAAGUGAACCACGGCCACCACUGUCUCAUGAAAAUCUUCUAAUCAAUGAGCUAAUUCGUGAAUACUUGGAAUACAAUAAAUAUAAAUACACUGCAUCUGUUCUAACAGCAGAAUCUGGUCAACCUGAAGAACCAUUGGAUAGGCAAUUCCUUGUCCAUGAGUUGAAUAUAAUGGAAGAUCCAAAUAGAAGAUCAGUCCCUCUCUUGUAUGGAAUUAUAGCUCAUUUUUUACAUGGUAGUAAAGGAGACACCCAUGAUACGUUUCCAAAAGGAUCUUCACUGCAGUUUCCAGGACAGAACCUCAGCAAACUACCUAAUGAAAGAAAUCGAAAGGAUUCAAUUCCAGAACCAGGGAGGAUGGCUGGCACUAGCAUUGAAGAUCACCUAAUUUUACAGGGUGUAAACAGAUGACAAUUCAGUUUUUUGUCCAUUUUUCAUUUAAACAAUGAAGACUGGAUCCUGCAAACCCUUAUUCACAUGAAUAGUUCUUGCUUACGUAAGUUGUCCCUUUGGCUUUGGUGGGACUUCUUGAAUGAGUAAAGGCUACUCAUAAAUCAGACUUUGUAGGAUGAGGCCCACAAUAAUUUAUUGCUGGAAGAGCAAAGUUAGCUCAGGGCCUGUUCCUGCUAUGCAAGAAGGGGCCCAAAAUGUUUUCAUCUACAAAAAUAAGAAUUUUCAGGAGUAUUUAUUCUAUUCCAGAACUCACUAUUUAACUCAAUCUUUACUCUCAUUACUUUACACUACUUUUUCUGCACCUGUGAAAUUACUAUUACUGUACAUGUGAAUAAAAGCUAACUUCAUUUUCUGUUUUA